AUGGGAAAAGUAUUGGAACCGUACUAGGGAGGAAACAGAUCUUCUUUCUUUACCAGCCACGCGGGUCACCACACAGGACGCGGUUUCACACGCGCACUAGUCUUCACCGCAUUAACUACAAUUUUUCACGCUGACUCCCCAACCAGCCAUCAUGAAGUCUCCAGGACAGGAAGCCAGUGGGAAUGCUAAGGUAAAGAAGAUGGGUAAGAAGAAGGCAUUGCCAAAGGAUGACGGCGUUGCUGCUGUGAAGAACGACAAGAACGACUUCAAGAACAACAGGGGAGGAGACCGCGGGGGCAGAGGAGGACCGCGUGGAGGCCGAGGUGGGGGCUUCAGGGGCGGGCGAGGUGGUUUUGUUGAAUUCAGCGGAAGGGGUGGAUUCCGUGGAGGGUUCAGGGGUGGCAGAGGCGGAGACCGAGGUGGUUUCCGUGGUGGGAGAGGCGGAUUCCGGGGUGGACGAGGUGGAGGCCCCAGAGGUUUUCUUGCGGCACAGGAUACCAGGCAGAAGGACAACAAGACUCUGUUCAUCACCUUCAACUCAUUCAUCACCAAGAAGGAUGCGGAGGAGGUGUUCAAUGCGGUCUCCGAAGAUGCUGUUUUUGAACUGGGCAGAAACAUGCGCAUCGAAUUGCCCAGUGAAGCAGCAGCCAACGCCGUCAAGGACAAGAUUACUGCACUUAACCUGGACGUUUCAAGUAUGGACAAAGGAUUCUUGAGGCCUGACUACAUCUCACAAGCACAGAAGAGAGGUGCAUCAGAGCAGGCUGCCACCCCCAGCAAGAAGGUGAAGUCUGAGGACGGCACUGCCAAGGCAAAGAAGAAGGUUAAGAAGGAGCAAAAGAAGGUGGAGGAAGAGGAGGAGGUUGAAGAUGAGGAGGAGGAGGAGGAGGAGGGAGACGAUGAGGAGGAUGAGGAGAUGGAGGGGGAUGCUCAAGGUGAAGAUGAUGAUGAGGAGGAGGAUGACGAGGAGGAGGAUGAAGAUGAGGAGGGGGAUGAAGAGGAGGAAGGGGAUGAAGAUGAAGAGGAGGAGGAGGAUGAGUGAGAUUGAAAUGUACAAUUGUGUGUGCUCUCGCUUAUAUGUAUGUGUGUGUGUGUGUGUGUGUGUGUGUGUGUGUGUGUGUGUGUGUGUGUGUGUGUGUGUGUGUGUGCAUGCAUGUUUACAGUGUAUUUAAGUAGCUUGUUUCAAAGUUGUUUAUAGAACUUUAUCAACAGUUUGAACUCUAUUUUUUACAAACAUACGUACCUUUUUAAGUGUGUAUGUGUGCGCGCAUGUAUGCGUGUGCUUGUGUGUAUGGUUCUACAAACCUACAACACUUUUUAGUUAACAUGCGACUUUGUGAGUAAAUGAGUAAAUAAUUGAUGUGUUUCUCUGGACAUUGGACAUUAAAGCAGCAAUGAUAACCAAGGUUGGGGUGGAGUUAGGUCAGGUUAGAUGGGGUACAACUGAGGCUUGUAUCCAGAAACACUGUGCUGUCUCAAAUGACUGUUUUCAAGGGCCAUAAAGAUGAUUAGCUGUGUUCUCAAGGCUGUUUCUCCUGUUAACAAUGUAGAAAUCUUAUUCUGUCAUUGGAACUGUAUAAACUCGCUUAAAAACCUGUGUCACAAACUACAGCCUUUUGAAAGUAGUGGAUGUGCAGACAGUGUUUCUGUAUAAAGUCAACUGACCACCACUAACUGGCUAACUGGACAGACUGACUGGUGGAUAGGGGUAGAUUAAAAAUUUACAGAAAUUCCCAAAGUUUAUAUUAUGAAACUUGUAAAUGAAAAGUACCAUUGAAAGUUAUUUGCUAAAAAGUAGUGCCAGAUUUUCUUAAGACGGGAUAAAAGGCUAGAUUUGCAAGUUUAUUUGAAAGGAAAUAUUUACAAAGAAAUUAAACGUCCAGAUUUGUAAGGCCAAGUGAAAGAUAAGGUGACUGGAAAAAGGCUGGAUUUACAAGUUCCGUUAAAAGUUAAGAUCUACAAAAAAAAUGAUAAGACGAUAGAAAAUUCAGUUGAAAGUGGAUAUUUACAAAAGUUCAGGAAAGAGCCAUGUUUAAAAGUACAAAUUAAAGUUAAAAUUUGUAUGAAAAAGCUACAAAAAAAUUUUAUUAAGUUUAGUUAAAAGCUAAGAACUGCAAGAAAUUUAUAUGAAAAGUUAGACUUAAAAGCUCAAUUUGAAAAGAUUUACAAAAAAAAAAAUAUAGAAAGACCUGAUUUAUUCCAUUGAUGUGGAAAGGAAGGUUAGAAUUACCAUUUAAAUUUAAAGUAUAGAUUUACAAAAAAAAAAAUAAAGAAAGAAUUGAAAGUAAAAAAAAAAAAAAUAAUAAUAAUGUAAUGUUGGGAAGGAAUGUGCUGGAGCAAGUUAAUAUUCCAUUGAGAUUUCUUAAAUGUGAUUGAAUUUGUUUGCUGUGCCAAUUAAGGGAAGACUGGUCACCUCGCCUUGCCUUGCCUUGCUGAAGAAGACACUUAGAGGUACAAACUGUAGUUUUAUCAGUAUUUUUUACCUUGGCUUUGUGAAUAAGUGAAGGAAAGGAGUUUGAGAAAUUUCAGAGCUAGAAUUAGUAUUAUUUUUAGGAGUGCCUGUCUUAAAACAUUGUGAAAGAGAGAGAGAGAGAGAGAGAGAGAGUGUGCAUGUGUGUGGGUGUGAUUUUUUUUUUUAUAUAUCUUUUCAUCUUAAUUUUUAUCAUCUUUAUUUUUUUCCUUUCUUCAUCUUCUCUCAUCUUCAUCAUCUCUUCAUCCUUUAUUUUCAGUUUUUUUUUUUUUUUCUCCUAUCAUCAAAUUAUCAUAUUUCUCUUCUCUAUCUUUAAUUUUUACCCAUAUCAAGACUCAUUUCUGUUUUAUUUUAACUUUCUUUUUCUCUCCUCUCUCCCUCUACUUCUCCGUCUUCAGAUCUUAAAUAAAAACUUAAUUCCAUUCUCUCUCUCUCUCUCCUCUCUCUCUCUCUCUCUCUCUCUCUCUCUCUCUCUCUCUCUCUCUCUCUCUCUCUCUCUCUCUCUCUCUCUCUCUCUCUCUAUCUCUCUCUCUCUCUCUCUCUCUCUCUCUCUCUCUCUCUCUCUCUUCUCAGCCUUUAUUUCAACAUAACAAACACUUAUUUUCUCCCCAUCAUCUAGUACUUUUUUUUCUCCCAUCCUUCAUAUCUUCCAAAAAAUUACAAUGAAUUCGCAAAACAAAAACUGGACAAGACGGAUUUUGGGCUAAACUUGUCUGUACAUGUUUGCUGUGAGGAAAACAAACGACCACUAUCUAGGCAAGUGUGUUGUUUGCCUCUCCAUUGUGUUCAGGUGUGGACAGAUGUGCAGUAGCUGGGCCACACCUGGUUAGGCUAGCACCUCCACCACCACCACCAUCAUCGCUGCCUGUUUUAGGAGAGGUGGUGGUGAAUGAAUAAUAAUGGUGAUUUUGUGAA
Molecule: messenger RNA, 3385 nt
Organism: Scylla paramamosain (green mud crab)
Lineage: Eukaryota; Metazoa; Arthropoda; Malacostraca; Decapoda; Portunidae
Product: mitotic apparatus protein p62-like
Exons: 6
Coding region: 152-1042 (296 amino acids)
Source: RefSeq, a predicted model, not a curated record